AUGAAUGUGCUCGUUUGGAACGUCCGUGGUCUCACGGAUGAAUCUAAGCGAAUUCUUUCGGAGCAUUGUCUCUCCUUCUCUCCACUCCUUGUGGGUAUCAUUGAACCGAAAUCGAAGUUUCACAAAAUUCCUCAAGGUUAUUGGCGAUCUCUGAACCUCUCGCCUUGUCACCAAAAUUGUAGGACGCCUCGACGUUCGAACAUUUGGUUUUUUGCACAGCCGUCGGUGGUUACCAACACGGUUUUUUCUUCGGAUCAAGUUAUUGUUUCAGAAUGCUGUUGGCAGAACACGCGGUUUAGGGUGGCCAUCGUGCAUGGCGCCAAUGACCAUACUUUACGUCGUAAACUUUGGUAUGAUCUUCUUCACUUUACUGAUGGUAGUACUUUGUUCAUCGGAGACUUUAAUGCUGUCAAAGGGGCGCAUGAGCAUCUCAGCUCGGUCAUGCCCUCUCGUACUUCCUGCUCGGAGUUUUGCAGGUUUAUUGAUGAUACUGGGUUUCUUGAGCCUCCCAGUACGGGUCUUCAAUUUUCCUGGUCGGGCCGGAGGUUUCUUCCGAGUCAUGUGGAAUCUUUGUUAGACAGGGCGCUGGUUUCUCCCUCGUUUGAUCAAUCUUGGAACGCCAUCAACACGCAUGUGCUUCCCAGAAUCACCUCCGACCACUCCCCCAUUAUUCUUCAGUGCAGUCCACAUGUUGCUCGAGGGAGGAGAGCUUUUCGGUUUCUUAAUAUGUGGACGGAUCACCCGGGCUUUAUGGAGGUUGUUGGCAAUUCGUGGGCUGAGCAGAUCAGUACACCCUGCCCGAUUCUCAGAGUUAUGCUUAAGUUAAAACGGCUUAAACGGGUGCUCAAGGAUUGGAACUACUCGGUGUUCGGCAACAUUGAUACACAGCUGGCAACUUAUAAUCAAGACUUAGCUGCUAUUCAAGAUCAGAUUUCGAGAGAGGGUUACAAUGAUGAUAAUUUUUUGGAGGAGAUCUCCAAACAAGCGGCGAUUAAUACUUUACUUACUCGAAAGAAUACUCAUUUACAGCAACAGAGUCGGCUCACUUGGCUUAAAGAUGGAGAUCGUAACACGGCCUUUUUCCACAGGAUGUUGCGUCAUCGGAAAACUGGUUUGCUGAUUAAUCAUCUUAUGAUUGAUGGGGUUGCGGAAUACAAUCAAGUGGCCAUUGAACAACAUAUUGUGGAACAUUUCUCCAACCUCUUUUCUCAGGGUGGUUUGAAUAAUGUUAACAUGUUGGAGCUUGAAGCCAAUAUCGACCCUCAUAUCACUGACGAGCAGAACUUGGAGCUCAUUGCGAUUCCAACGGAUCUCGAGAUUGCGGCCACUGUUUCGGGUAUGGAGGCUUAG
Molecule: messenger RNA, 1350 nt
Organism: Salvia miltiorrhiza (redroot sage)
Lineage: Eukaryota; Viridiplantae; Streptophyta; Magnoliopsida; Lamiales; Lamiaceae
Exons: 1
Coding region: 1-1350 (449 amino acids)
Source: RefSeq, a predicted model, not a curated record